CACGAAGAGAAAGGGGGAGAGAGAGAGAGAGAGAGAGAGAGAGCGAGCCUGCGAGCUCCGGGAUAAUAAAGCAAAGGAGAAGCAUAAGGAAGUCUUUAACAUUGAUAUCAAUCACAGUUAUGAUAAAGAAACUCAGAACUUCACCUGGCUUUUCUCAUUUUCUCUCAAAAUCUUUCUCUUUCUCUCCAACCAAACAAUCCCACAGUUCCCACGGCGCUGUCCAUUCCGCAAAGUCGAAAUCAAAACCUACUCAACAAGCGACUAUUUGUUCUCCUCAACUAUCUAUCUUCACCUUAAGAUUGCACUACUGUCACCGUCUCUCCCUCAAAUACUCAUCUCUAUGCCGACCUGUUCUGCACUCUUAUUCAUCUGUACUUAACCUGUGGCAGGUUUUCCCAAGCAACAGGGGCUUUCUUCGCGAUGAGAAAUCAUGAUAUAGUUCCCAUUUUGCCACUGUGGAAUGGUCUAAUUCACCAUUUUAAUGCUUCUGGUUUGAUCUCGCAGGAAAAUGACUGCGCUGAAAAUGGUAGCUUUCAGAUGCAACCAAAUCUUAUAACUUAUACCACACUUAUAAGCUCGUACUGCAAGCAGCAAGGGCUUGAGGAAGCACUUUCUAUGUAUCAAGAAAUGGUUACGAAUGGUUUCUUGCCUGAUGUAGUUACUUAUAGUUCAAUUAUAACUGGUCUUUGCAACCAUGGGAGGCAAGCAGAAGCAAAAAUGCUUUUGGGGGAAAUGAAGAAUAUGGGUGUCAAUCCUAACCACGUUUCUUAUUCAACACUAAUUAAUGCAUCUUUCAAAGCAGGAACUAUUAUGGAGGCUUUAUCCCUACAAAAUCAAAUGUUUGUUCGUGGUUUACCCUUUGAUGUGGUUGUUUACACCACUUUGAUCGAUGGGCUUUUUAAGGCUGGAAAACCUAAAGAUGCAGAAGACAUGUUUGGGAUCCUUUUGGACCAUAAUAUAGUUCCAAAUUUUAUCACUUAUUCUGCAUUAAUUGAUGGCCGUUGCAGAUUAGGAGAUUUUGGUAGUGCAGAAUAUCUACUAAAGGAAAUAGAGGGCAAGAAUGCUGUUCAGAAUAUUGUAGCAUAUUCUUCUAUCAUAAAUGGCUAUGUAAAGAGAGGAAUGCUUGAUGAAGCUGUUAGGGUGAUGAGGAGGAUGGUAAAGCAAAAUAUCAUGCCAAACGUUUUUAUAUACGCUGCACUAAUUGAUGGCUAUUUUAAGGCAGGUAAACAAGAAGGUGCACUUGCACUUUAUAACGAAAUGAAAAUAGUAGGUCUUGAGGUUAAUAAUUUUAUAAUUGAUGCGUUUGUGAACAACUUAAAAAGAUUUAGAAGGAUGAAAGAGGCUCAGGCAUUAGUUGAAAGCAUGAUGUCAAGAGGCUUGUUGCUUGACUGUGUUAACUACACAUCUCUAAUGGAUGGAUUCUUCAUAGAGCACAAGGAGUCAGCUGCUUUUAGCAUAGCUCAAGAAAUGUCCAAGAGAAAUAUAUCAUUCGAUGUUGUUGCAUUUAAUGUCUUAAUUAAUGGUAUGUUGAGACUGCAAAAAUAUGAAGUUAAAUCUGUUUAUGAUGGAAUCAGAGAGUUGGGAUUGGCUCCAGAUGUUGCCACCUACAACACCAUGAUUAAUGCAUACUGCAAGCGGAGAGACUUGGAAAAUGCUCUUAGGCUCUGGAAUGAGAUGAAGAGCCGUGGAAUACUCCCAAACUUGAUCACUUUUAACACUCUAGUUGGAGGGCUUUCUGCAGCUGGUGAGACUGAGAAAGUACUAGAUCUUUUAAAUGAAAUGACACUCAUGGGGAUUCGCCCUAACCUGACCACUCAUAGAAUUCUUCUGAAGUCAUGUUUAAAGAGUAGAAGAGCUGAUACAAUUCUGAAAAUGCAUGAGCAACUUGCAAAAAUGGAACUUAAACUCAGUCAAGCAGUAUAUAACACCCUGAUCACAGCUUUCUGCAGGCUAGGGAUGACCAGAAAGGCUACCUCAGUGUUGAAAGAGAUGGAAAAAAGAGGGAUUUUGCCAGAUACUUUCACUUACAAUGCCCUUAUACACGGAUAUUGCAUAAGCAGCCAUUUAAAAAGGGCUUUUGCUACAUAUUCUCAGAUGUUGAAUGAAGGACUUUCUCCAAAUGUUGCAACUUAUAAUAUCCUUUUAAGGGGUCUCUCUGUUUGUGGUUUAAUGAAAAGGGCAGAUGAAUUAUUUGGCGAGAUGAAAGAAAGAGGCAUUGACCCAAAUGCUUCCAUUUAUGAUGCUCUGGUUUCUGGACAUGGUAAGAUCGGAAACAAGAAGGAGUCGAUCAAAAUUUAUUGUGAAAUGAUCACCAAAGGGUUUGUACCCCAGACUGGCACCUACAAUGUGCUUAUCAGUGAUUUUGCCAAUGCAGGAAAAAUGGGUCAGGCUAGAGAGCUUAUGAAUGAAAUGCAAUUGAGGGGUAAAUCCCCCAAUUCUUCAACGUAUGACAUACUGAUUUGUGGCUGGUGCAAAGUUUCUAAUCAGCCAGAUCUCGAUAGGGGAUUGAAAGUGUCAUAUAGGACCGAGGCAAAAAGAUUAUUCAUAGAGAUGAAUGAGAAGGGGUUUAUUCCAUGUGAAAAUACUCUUUUCUGUAUCAGUUCUACCUUUGCAAAACCGGGGAAGAAGGUUGAUGCUCGAAAGCUGUUGAAGGAACUAUACAAGAGAAAGAAUAUCUAGUAGGUUAGCUACAUUGGCAGGGGCUCCUCUUUGGUGUUGCAGUGUAAAAAGACUGGUGAAUGCAAUGCCUCCACGGCUAAUCUGGUGUUCAUAUGAGAAGUUGACUCAUAAAUGCUUCAUGUCUGUGGCAUUUAUCCUUAUUGCAGAUUCAUCCGUUCUCCCUUCUCUGAGGUGAUUAACUCGUUUCUAUAUUUCCUGAGGUUACUAUUUCUUGCAAGAUUUUGAAGUAUGAAAAUCAAAAUUGUUGAACUUUCUAGGUGAAAGUAAGAUUGAGCACCGAGCACUGGUCAUCAAUUUUUUGUAUAUAUGUAAAUGUAUGUUUUUUUUUGUAUUAUUUUCUGAAGACAUGUUUUAAAUAGCGGCAAAGUGUGUAAAGAGCUAGGAACGCUAAUUUAUUUGUCAAGGAAUCAAUUCUAACAUUUAAUGGUAA
Molecule: messenger RNA, 3109 nt
Organism: Carica papaya (papaya)
Lineage: Eukaryota; Viridiplantae; Streptophyta; Magnoliopsida; Brassicales; Caricaceae
Product: PPR repeat protein
Molecular function (GO): protein binding; mRNA binding
Source: RefSeq, a predicted model, not a curated record